Molecule: messenger RNA, 1149 nt
Organism: Pipistrellus nathusii (Nathusius's pipistrelle)
Lineage: Eukaryota; Metazoa; Chordata; Mammalia; Chiroptera; Vespertilionidae
Source: the annotation of a GenBank genome assembly
AUGGUAGCCACGGCCCCCCACGCCCCCUGGGACCCCCCGCCCUCCCCCCCCAGCAACGGCGGGGCGGCCUGGCCCGGCAUCUGGCCGGAGCGGUGCAGGGAGCUCAAUUUAUAUCCGAGGCUUCCCUUGGCGGGAGGGAGACUCCACCUCCGGCCGGGCCCGCCCCCUUGCAACUUGAGCCUGGAGGGAUGCCCCGGCCGCGGGGGCCACAGCCUCAGAAAUCAGGAAUCCCGGGCCCGGGGCGGGUGGGCGCCGGCGGCACGAGGGCGGGGCCGGCCCGGGCGGUGGGUAGUGCCCGUGGGCCGGGCCGCCUUAGCCAGCUCCGAGGGGGGCGGGGGGACCCCGGCCGGGGUUGCCUCCCAGGACGGCGAGCAGGACCUGGGACCCAGGUGUGUGCGGGUGGAGAUCCUGCAGGGAGUGCGGUGCCGGCGAGCUCCGGCCCCAGCAGCCCGGCCCCGGCCCGCGCCCCUCGCCGCGCACCUGAGCGGAGCUCUCCAGCGCCCGCCGCGCCGCGCCGGAGCCUCGGUUCGCUUCUUCCCGCGCGCCGCCGCCGCCGCCGCCGCCAACGCCGCCCCCGCCGCCGCCGCUCGUGCGGGGCCGCUGCCCAGGUGCCGCCGGGGCCCGGGUCCCCCCGGCCGCCGCUCCGCCGGCCCCGGCUCCCGCCCCCCGGGGCACGCGGGCCGGCAAAGGAGCAACUUCGGGUGCCCGCCGCCUCUCCCCGUCCGCCCGCGGGCUCCGCCGCUCGCCUUCCCGGAGCCCGCUCGCCCGCUCGUCUCCCGCGCGCGCUCACACUCGCGCCUCGCACACGGCCGCCCCCCGCACGGCCCCGCCACGCACACCGCGCCCGGCGCUCCCCGCCGCCGCCCGAGCCCGCCGCGCGCCGCCCCGGCCGCGCCCGCCCCGUCCCAUCGCGGCCCGGCCCCGCGCCUCCGCUCCGGGUCAGCGGCCGGGAGCCCGGCGGGCGGCGCGGAGGGCAGGGCCCGCGGGCCGGGGAGCGCCGGGCGCCGCGGACGGGAGCGCCGGAGAGAGCGGCGCCGUCCCUGCGCCCAGCCCGCCCGGGAGCGCUUGGGGCGCGGGGCGCGGCGGGCGGGCGCGGGGCGCGGCGGGCGAGGGCGCGGGGCGCGGCGGCCCCGGCGGCUCUCCCACUAG